Messenger RNA from Durusdinium trenchii, 1452 nucleotides. Lineage: Eukaryota; Dinophyceae; Suessiales; Symbiodiniaceae. The record is from the annotation of a GenBank genome assembly.
AUGGACAUGGUCGGUUCCAGUGACUUCCACGUUCAGGAUAAUGAACUUGAAUCUCACAUUGUUGAUGCACCACGCAAUGUGAAGGCCCGAGCUGAACAGGAGGCAAAGUGGGCUGGAGACUACGAUGGCCGACAGCACUGGUCUUUGCGGGAAGCGUAUUUGAAACAUCGGGCUCGAUUGCAAGGGGCGCAGCGUGAUUUGUAUCGAGUGAAGUUGCUGUUGGAUGCCCACUUCUUGUCGCAGUCGUCCUGCCUUAAGGACCUGGACCUUUCAAUCCUGGAGCGCGUGGCGGACUUUGGCUUUGCCCAAGGUCCUGCAGUGGGGUUUCUGGCGGGCUGGCGCAAGCCCAAACCCACCUCAAAUCCACACAUCAGGUUCAUGGCUCGCAAGCGGCCGUUAUUGCCUUUUGAGGUUGCUGCAGGUGACUGGGAUUGCGUGACGAUAUCCAGGAGUGCAGCACGAGUGGUUUGUCACGAUGGCCGCCUACACCGCACUGGACGCAGAUUAGAAAUGCUUCACAAAAAAUUUGUUUUGGAUCAAGCCUAUGACUCAUCAGUAUCUGACAGUGAGUUCUACGCAGAUGCCGUGAGGCCGCUGGUUGCUUCACUGACUGGAGCGGAGGCCACCAUCAUUUGCUACGGCCAGACUGGCACGGGCAAAACUCACACAUUCAACGCAUGCUGGAAGCGCAUUGGAAACGACCUUGCGGGGUGCACGAUUUCCGUGACUUUCUUUGAAAUCCACGGAAAAAAGUGCUACGACCUGCUGCAGCAGCGUAAAGAAGUGACUCUGCGGGCAGAUGGGGAUGAACGUGUUCAUGUAAGGGGCGCUACAACUCUGACAGCUGCAGCCACAGAUGUCGCCAGUCUCUUGGAAGAAGCGCUGUUGCUGCGCCGCUCUGAAUCUACGGAGGGGAACCCUUUGUCUUCGAGAAGCCACGCAGUUUGCGUCCUUUCGAUUGAGGGUGGUGGCAGCAUCAGAUUUGUAGACCUGGCUGGGUCUGAGCGAAACUAUGAGACGAGAUUCAUGACAGCGCAGCAGCACAGGGAUUUUGCUGAGAUCAACAAGUGGAUUAGAACGGUGAACAACGGCCUCUUCAAGUACCUGGUGCUGCCGCCGAAGAUCACAGGUGAGAUGCUGCUGCAUCUCUCUUCCCAGGCCUUGUCAGAGCUCUUUGACAUGAGCCUUCGUGCUGCUCGUGGUGUUGGCGAGGGCGAGGCCUGGAAUGAGGCUCUUGCAAAGGAUGUGGGCAUUCGUGUGGGGCGGAUGCUGUUCGCUGCGGUGCGGAAGGAGGCAAUGCGCUGGCCUUCAACGGACAAUUGGUUAAUUUGUCGGCGUGAAGAGCGUGAACUUGAGGAAAGUUUGGGUUUGCCACCUGAAUCUGAGCGUCACUGUGAGUUCUUCUUCUGGGGUGAGACGGUGCCAAGGAACAGGACCGAUGGCCCAGACUGA